Messenger RNA from Pseudopipra pipra, 8933 nucleotides. RefSeq names its product gap junction protein alpha 3 (gene GJA3). The record is from RefSeq and is a predicted model, not a curated record. Gene Ontology annotation, cellular component: connexin complex. Gene Ontology annotation, biological process: cell-cell signaling. The transcript has 2 exons. Lineage: Eukaryota; Metazoa; Chordata; Aves; Passeriformes; Pipridae. Gene Ontology annotation, molecular function: gap junction channel activity. Bases 2312 to 3850 code for a protein of 512 amino acids.
GUGCCUGCGGGGCAGCCCGUCAGAGGGGCAGCCCGUCAGAGGGGCAGCCCGACAGAGGGGCAGCCCGUCAGAGGGGCAGCCCGUCAGAGGGGCAGCCCGUCAGAGGGGCAGCCCGUCGAGGGGCAGCCGCGGCCGCGCUCCCGCCCGCCCGAGGGGCGCGUUGUCAGCCCGGGCAGCAACAGGGAGGGAGGUGGGCACCGGCCUCCGGGCGCCUCCCGCCCCGCCCCUGCACCCAGUCCUCCUCCGCCCCCCCGCUUAUUCCAUAGCCCCAGCAAAGUUUGGGGGCGCCUCUUCCCCCCGGUUAAACGAGUUAUGCGCUAUCGCUGCCUGGACUCUUCCGAACGAGUUGAGCUUUUGCUGCUUAAAGUAGUGCUCCUCCCGCGAAGCGUAAGUAGAUCGACCCUGGGCUGUGCCGCUCGGCUCCCGGCGCGGACCCGCCGCCCCGGAGAGGGGCUCGGCCAGCGCGGCCGCGGCUGCGGGCGCACUUGGAUCCUGCGCUGAGGGCGGGAGGCGGGAGCUCCCUGGGGGCUCUGCCCGCUCGCCGGGCCCCCCAGCCGUGGGCUGGGCGCCAGGGGAGGGCAGGGCGGGGCCGAGCCUGUUCAUCCUGUUGAGGAAGAACGAGAGAAGAGACUCUACUGCUGUGUAUUCCUCCUUGAGGGACCCUGGUGCGAGUGUCCCUCCGUUCCUGCCCCACCGAGGGCAGCGGCGCUCGCAGAUGGGGCGGGAACUGAGCCUGGUGAGGCAGGCAGAAGUGUCCAAACCUAACGAAGUACCUAAGGAGAUGCAGUGGAAAGCAAAACGCCAAAUAUAUCCGGGAUUGUUGUGGCAGUUGCCCGCUAAAGGGUGCCUGUGUAGGGUCAUGUAAUUUCUUCCUUAAGGGUUGCCACUCACAUUUGAACAUUGAUGUGGAUUCCAAGUCAGUUUUGUACUUGGAGUAAAGUUAAAUCUUAACUAUAAAGCAGAGCCAGAAUUGCUUUCACCCUUUUAAGUGGUGCCACACAGAAUGAUGGAGUUCGGAAGUGUACUCCAAGAUGGUUCUGGGGUUCCUUGAAGUGAGCUCUGAGUUAUCUGGCCCAUACAAACACUUUAUUCUGAUAGUGGGGAAAAAAGCUGGCUGGCCUCCCUGCAUUGACCAGGCUUUUACCUCACUCUUCUGGUCACAUCUUCAAUCUGAGAAUUAUCCAAACAUGCUGGUUACUCACUUUUUCACUUAGGAUUUAUGAGUGAUGCAAAGUAUUGAGAUGAAUAAAUAUUCUUUGGAAGGUAUUUAUAGCUUGAUUAAGUAAGAGUUUGCCAAUGUUAUAAGCAAAAAAAGUUGUUUAAUUUGUGUCUGUUCUUUUUUUCCUGUAGGCAAAAAGAGUAUUAGAAAAGUGUUUGGGUUCAUUGCUGACUCAAUGAAGAAAUCAUAUAAGCCUAAAAUGUUAUUAGGAAUCCUUAGUGUGUUAGGCCUUUAAGACAUAGAUACAUAGAUAUGAAGAAUGACAUAGAUAUGAAGAAUUAAUUGAACUGAGUAGCCAGAGAUAUUAGAGCUUCCCUUUAAGGGAAAUUUAAAGGGAAAUGAGAGAAUUCUACUGGAACAUUUUAGACUUAAACUAGAAAAAAAAUUAAAUGGUUUCCAUAGUACAAAAGUGUACUUUAAGAAGUUUGAAUGGGGUUUACAGCACCAUCUCCCUUGCAGUUACUUGCCUGAAGUCCCCUCACAUGGAUACUUGAAUGUUGGAGUACCUGCUUCUCUGCAGUGAAAAAGGCUCUUGAGUCUCUGAAUGCCAGAAAGGCUCAUCUUUCCUUUGUAUAUCUGGAUGGGGGGCGGGACACUCCUUACUGUGCAGUUUUUAGAUCUGUGUGGCUGAUCGUAUGUGGGCACCUGAGAGAUCUGUCUCAUUCAUGCUUCAUUCACGCGGGAUGUAGGACUGUUGCCCUCAUGCUCAACGGCUAUUCCACAGUCCCCUGCUAGCUCCACACCCUCCACACCUUUCAGCUUUACUGGUAAGUCACUGUCUUUUAAUUCCGAUGUAGAGCUCUAAGAUGGCAUUUGAGUAUUCUAGGGGAGAAAAGGGGUUACUUUUUUUGUUUGUUUUCCUCCUGCAACUAGAGAAUCAGAGCAGGAGUUUGUUAUACCAGGGAACAGAGGAGUUUAACAGGUGGGGUGUAGCUCUCCUCCCAGGCUCAGCCCUGCGCUCCUUGCUCUUUUCCUUUACUCAGGCCAAACUUUCACUCAGAGGUCAAGUGAAGUCAAGAAGAAGUCCAAAGAAGUUUUUGUCUGGGAUUUAAGGAGGAGGCUCCAUAGCAAUAAAGUUAGAAAUCUGAAACAAUGGGUGACUGGAGCUUUCUGGGGAGACUAUUAGAGAAUGCACAGGAGCACUCCACGGUUAUUGGCAAGGUUUGGCUGACAGUACUGUUUAUCUUCAGGAUACUGGUGCUGGGGGCUGCUGCUGAGGAGGUCUGGGGAGACGAGCAGUCAGACUUUACAUGCAACACUCAACAACCUGGUUGUGAAAAUGUUUGCUAUGACAAAGCCUUCCCCAUUUCUCACAUCCGCUUCUGGGUCCUGCAGAUCAUUUUUGUCUCCACUCCAACCCUCAUUUACCUGGGCCAUGUCCUGCACAUUGUACGCAUGGAGGAGAAGAGGAAAGAGAAAGAAGAGCUGAAAAAGAAGGGAAGCGGCAAAGAUGGCAACUACGCAGUAGCAGCAGCAGCAUCUGGCAGUGGUGGCGGAGGAGGCAACAAUAACAUCAAGGAUCCUAUUAGCAAAAGGGGGAAGGAGAAGCUCCCAAUCCGUGAUGAACGUGGUAGAAUCCGUAUGGGGGGUGCCUUGCUCCGUACCUAUGUCUUCAACAUCGUAUUCAAGACGCUGUUCGAGGUGGGCUUCAUUGUGGGCCAGUACUUCCUGUAUGGCUUUGAGCUAAAACCAGUCUACCAGUGCAGCCGCUCACCUUGUCCACACACUGUCGACUGCUUCAUCUCAAGGCCCACUGAGAAGACCAUCUUCAUAAUCUUCAUGUUGGUGGUGGCCUCAGUCUCCCUGCUGCUGAACAUGCUUGAGAUAUAUCACUUGGGAUGGAAGAAGCUUAAGCAGGGCAUGACAAGCCAGUACAUCCUUGAGAUGCCCGUUGCAACAAUGACACCAGUUAUGGUAACAGGGGAGUCCAAACCUGUUUCCCUGCCACCGCCAGCACCACCUGUGGUGGUAACAACUGCCGCACCACCCCCUGUUCUGCCUGACACCCGCGCUGUCACACCACUGCUGACCCCAGUCACCAUGGCAUCAUACUAUGCUACAGCUGCUCCGAGACCACGGCCCCCCUCCAACACAACCUCCAUGGCAAGCUACCCUGUUGCUCCACCAGUUCCUGAGGAGAGACACCGUGCUGUGACUCCCACGCCCAUCUCUACUCCUGUCACCAUCCCAACCCCCAUUCCCACACCCACACCAGCCGCCAUCAGCUACUUCAACAGCAGCAGCCGUGCCCUGACGUCCGAGCAGAACUGGGUCAACAUGGCAGUGGAGCAGCAGGGGAAGGUUUCCUCCAGCUCAGCGGGCUCCUCUACCCCGAGCAGUGUCCGGCAUCACCUUCCCGAGCAGGAAGAGCCACUGGAGCAGCUACUCCCACCCCCAGCCGUGCUGCCCAUUGCUGCAGCCAACAGCGGCAGCAGCACCAGCCUGAGCGGGGCGAGCGGCAGCAAGUGGGAUGUGGAGGGCGAGGAGGAGCUGUCAGGGGCACGGCCCGUGUCGGCCGCCUGCACCACUGUGGAGAUGCACGAGCCACCGCUGCUCGUAGACACGCGGCGCCUGAGCAGGGCCAGUAAGUCGAGCAGCUGCAGAGCCCGGUCCGAUGACCUGGCCGUGUAGUGCGGUCGCCCCUGCUUGGAGGGGCAGGUGGUGGAAGGCAGAGUGGGCAGGGGAGCUGUCCGGGAAGGCCAGGCCUGGCGUGGGUGAGAAGGCCUGGGCUUCAAACUUAGAAGCUUGCUGUUUUUGCACUCUGUGAGUUGUAGUGGGGAAAAAUAUCAACAUUUUCUAAUAGGUCAGGGGUGACCAAAGCACAGCCCGUGGGCCAGGGGACCAGUCCCACUUUCCUUCAUGUCCAUGGCAGAUCUCCCAAGGGCAGCCAUAGAGGAGGCCUGCACAGAUAGCAGGUAGCGAUGGUAGCUGGCCAUGUGCCUCAAGGGUGACUUUGAUCUGGGAAAAAUGUUAAUAUCCCUAGUGCCCAUGUGCCUGGCUGUCAUCUUCCUCUUGCCCUUGCCUUCACUUCCACUCUUUUUCACACAGGCUCUACAUGAGCAGAUGUGAUGAAUCACUUUCUUCCUCUUAAAUCUUACGUAGCCCUAUGGCAAACAUCAGGGUGGCAAAUUGUCUGUUGGCACCUGUCGUCUCUACAGACCAACUUGCCAUAUUAAAGGUGACUCAGUGUGUUCCAUAUAACAUGACUUAAAGAAGCCUUUGUGCUCAUUGCAAAACACCAAUGUGGUCCUUGGCCAGGCAAAGUUUAGGUAACCCCUGUGAUAGAUUUUUGAGGUUCUUUCCAUAAUUUUUUUUUCACUCUUGACCUGUUAGGAAGUGUUCAGUUUGACCUUCUAUCCAGUGUUUGCCGACCAUGAUCACACCAUGUUUAAAAGCCCGCAAAUAUGUUUGAGCAUGUUUGAUUAUAAUUUUAGAUGACUUCUGAAAUUGCUUAGAGGAGGACAGGAAUUUAAAUCACACCUCAGAAAUUAUUACACAGAACAAUUUCUCUUCAGAAAGCAAGGAUUAUGAUUUCAAUACACUGUGGCCCCAUACAUUGCCUGUGGACAAACAAUAGGAUAAAGUACAGCUCUGCAUUUUAGACUACUAGAUAUCAGCUUAAGUUUGUUGGAAAAAUGCUUUUUAGAAAUAAACUUGAGUGCAUAUUUUUAAGUAUUUGAACAUUUUGAGAAUAAUUUUGAUCUCUAAGUUUAAAGUUACUUGACUGUGUAUUUAAUAAUUUUAGUUUGAUCUUUGAUCUUACAAGAAAAUGUAAGAGGAAAGAAACUUACUAAUGGUAAAAUUCCCAAAGCAACAUUAUUUCAUGUUGUGUCCUACCCUUUAACAUCAAUCUGUAAUGUCAGUGAAAACAGAUUUAGAUAAUACUGUAUUGCAGAAAAGGUGGCUAAAAUAUCUGGGCAACAUAGUGGCUGAAGAGUCUGUUCUGAUCCCACUGAAGUCACUUGCAGAAUUUCUAUUGAAUUUUACAAGGAGCAAGAUUUGGGGAUUGAUCUUGCAGGCCUUAUUCAAGCAAAACUAACAUUCACAUACAGUUUUGGGAGCCAGAAGAAAUGUAGAUUUUGGGCUGUAGAUAAAGACUUUGAAGUCCUGCUUUUGAAAAUUGUGUGUUUCCCUUAAAAAUGGGUGAAGGAAAGUACUGGGUACUUGUUACAAAGGUGCAGCUUUCCUUACAAUGGGCUCUGUCCAUUAUUCCUUUGUUAACAAGACAUUAGUCAGAAUUCUGAAUGCCUGAUAAGGCUCGGGAGAGUUUCGGUACAAAAGGAAUGCAGAAUUAGGCCCAACUUCCAUUCUAAGCAAAAUCCAAAAGAACUGGAGCUUGGAGUCAGUCCUGUUGCUGCUAUAAAUUGAAAGUACUGUAACUGGAGAACACACUGGGAUAGCCCUUUGCAUCUUCAAAGUAUUUGGCCUGGCAGUGCAGUCCUUACUCAGGCAAAGCAGGGUCACUCUGUAGCUAGUAGUUACAAUUGCCUGUUAUUUCUGCUGUUAUAUGUUUUCCUGAAUGUGUUAAUUUUAUUCAACAGCUAAAAUAUAUUCCUACUGCUCAAGAUUAAACAUUUUUACUGCUUUCUGAGUAGUCAAAAAAUGCUUCUCAUGAUCAGAAGCACUGUUCUGCAACCCUUGGUCAUGUUGUCUCAUGACUUCCUUGUCCUGCUUGUGGUGAAUCAGGUGAGGAGAAGUCUUUCUGCUCCCAUGAUCUUGGGGGCAGACACUGCAUUAAAAGUCAAUGUGUAGUAGUACAAUACAGGUAUUUAUUAUUAGGUGUUCAGCUUCAGACAUGUUCUCAUGGAUUUUCAGUGUUAUAAGCCAUAAAAACCCUUUCUGCAAGAAACCUAAAAGCUAAAUUCUGCUUUCUGUUGUACCCAUGCAACUAUGCUGAACUUAAACUGAAGUUGAUGAAGUUGCCUAGAUGUAAACAGAGGCAGAAUAUAAGACUCCAAAUUUUUAGAUUUACUAGCAUCUAUAGUAGCAGUUUUGUAAGUUUUGAUAAAUGCCAGCUAUUUAUAUUGCUGAAAAAUGCAAUAUGCAUCUCUGUAUUUUAGUUCAUCAAAAUUUGAAGGCUACAUUUGCCUUUCUUCUAUGCUUCUGAAGAAUGAGGUCAAAGUCUUUCUAGAGUGUAUUUAUAUAAACGAGACCACCUGGAAUAUGUGCUUUUUUAUAUCAGUGCCUGAGAGCAAAACUGACUUGUUGUUUGAUGGGGCUCUGAAUCUUGCAGUCCUUACUUUAAUACAACCCUCACAGAGUGUGUCCUGCAGGAUUGCAUCCAUAUUGUAUAUAAAAAAUAGUAACAGAUAUAGAUUUAACUUAGGAUCAACUGAUACCUAGUCUGACCUUUUCAAGUAAAUGUGUGUGGUUAGACCUGCAGAGAGUUCAGGUGCUUUUGUGGAAUAUAUGGUAUUUUCAGUCCUAUGGUAUAUAAUAUAGGUAUUUUCAGUCAGAGUAACUACUGGAAAGCUCUAAAAGAUCAUUUUUCCUGUUAGGUGAAGCUCGGGGGGAGAAAUGUAAGUCUAUUGCAACCCCUAAGAGAAGUCUUGAGAGAGCAGCCUCUGCAUCCAAGCAGUACUGGUCUAAGAAAGCAAAGCUACAACUCACAGGUUGCGCUUUUAAGAUCAGCUUAAGUUCCAUCACAUAACUAUGCAGUGUCAAGCCUCUUCAUUACCUACAGUUUCAUUUGGAGUCCAGUAACUGUUUCUUCAUUUAAGCCCAGGUAACUGUUUUGGCAGAACUCCUCCUUAGUGCUUACAACUGCUUUUAGUUGCUGCAUCACAUCUGGGUUCAGAUUUGUUGAAAGAAAAGUCUUAUUGGUGUGGCCAAUUUUGAGCGCUCUAAUCUUUACUCAUGAAUGAACACUGCAUUCAACGUCCUAUGAGUCAAGUAUAACUAUGGCGAAUUCCUCAGUUCUAGAAAGUAUGUACAAACACUCGCUAACUUGCAGAUUAGACUGUUGGUAGAAACUACCUGAUAGUUUCCAAGUAAUUUACUCUUUUACAUCAAUUAAUUACAGAGUCUCAUGGGAACUGGUAGAAAGUGAUAUUUUGAUUUAGCCCGGUCAUACGGCUGUUCAAUCCACAAUCCUGAAAGACCUUAGAUGCACAGCUAAGAUGAAACCUUUAGGUAAGUUAUUGCAAAAGCAGAAGUCAGAACAGAAUCAUGCCUGAUAUUAAGCAAACUGAAAAAAACCUCACUCAUUUUUGCUCUUUGAGUAGAAUAAUUGUGGGGAAACUUAUUCUCUCUCUUACUUGAAGUUAAAAAAUAUACUGAGGUGAAGUAUGGAAAAGAAAACUGAAAGAAAAUACUCUUUGAACAAGUUACCAGGUGUAGUAUAUUUGUCGUUCAUCAAGGCACUCAAAGCUAAUAAAUGUCUGACAUUUUGCAGCUCUUGAGAUUAUUUUCUGAUAUGAAUACAUAAGUGUAGGAUCAGCAAAAUAAUUAAAACAAGCUUUAAAAACCAGAUCAGUACUUAGGUCCUUUUUUGGUUAGUCAUGGGACCACCUCCUCAGCUGCUACAAACUGUUGUAUUCCACUGAGUUCACAUGGGUGACAGCAGUCUGCAGAAGCAGAGCAUUGAGCCCCCAGGUCUUUUUGUUUAAUACAGACACUAACACCAUGGAUUUGAACAGGCUGGGUUUUUUUCUUUAAUUCCAGAUGUUUUACUUUGAUUUUUCUUGUGAAAAGUGUGCUCUUGUAAUUUUGAUUUUCUGAAGUUUACAUUCAGUUUUUGAUUUCAGAUUGCACAUUUGGAUGAAAUAAACUGCUUUCUAAGUUUACAUUUGUAUAAUAAGUAAAAGAAUGACUCUGCCAAUGUGUUAAACUUAAGAGAGAAAUGUCUUACUAUAACACAGGAACUCUUUAGACAUAAAGUUUAACCUGAUCACUGAUCUAUAGUAUCAGCUUUCUCUAUAUAUUUGAAAUAUGGGAGUUGGAUAUAUAGGGAGCAAACUGUGGAAAAAGAUACUUUUCAUCAUGAACUCAAUUAUUACCAAAUAAACUAAGGUUCAUUAUUGUUCAUAUGCCUUCCUGUGUGUUUAGAGGUUCAAUGACAAAAACUAGCUGUGACAUAGGUCCUUUAAGAGCUAAAUUUAUAGCCUGGCUUAAAAUUCCAAACAAAAUACUUGAGGAUAAACACUGCACUGUUACACUGUAGAAGAUUUUACAAAAAAUAAAUGUUUUGCUUUCUAUGCAAAAAUAUGGUUUCUGAGCCUGCAAAUACAAUUUCACACAAGUUAUUUUAACUUCUGCAAAUAAGACCAUUAAAGGUAAUGAGACUAUUUGCAUAAGCAAAAAAUACUGAUGUGAAAAAGAAAUUGUAGAUUUGCAUUUUAAGUUUGCUGUAGAUACCAAUGUAGUUCUAGAAGUUUCAGUUCUUGAAGAGUUAUGUGAGCAUAUUUUAAGGUGGAGAAUAUACUGCUAAUCCCAUUGCCACUGUUUCUCACAGUUAAUGGGUUGUAAAGCAUAAGAAGGCUUACUCAGAACUUUCUUGUCGCUUUCCAGAUGUUUGCCUUUUACAUGACAGUAAACAUAACAAGUUUUCUGGGCUGUCAGGAACUUGUAGAACAAUAAAACCAGUAAACAGUUAAAAGUGCUGUCUUCAACAAAGUGCCUUGUAUAUUAAAUUCUGUAAGAAGCAAGUUGAUGUAAACGUUAAUUUACCUCAUAUGUUUACAAAAUUGUGACUAAAUAAACUUUUUGUACCACA